Messenger RNA from Sturnus vulgaris (Common starling), 917 nucleotides. RefSeq names its product goosecoid homeobox (gene GSC). The record is from RefSeq and is a predicted model, not a curated record. Gene Ontology annotation, cellular component: nucleus. Gene Ontology annotation, molecular function: DNA-binding transcription factor activity, RNA polymerase II-specific; RNA polymerase II cis-regulatory region sequence-specific DNA binding. Gene Ontology annotation, biological process: regulation of transcription by RNA polymerase II. NCBI's taxonomy places the organism in Eukaryota, Metazoa, Chordata, Aves, Passeriformes, Sturnidae.
AUGCCUGUGAGCAUGUUCAGCAUCGACAAUAUCCUGGCGGCCAGACCUCGCUGCAAGGACUCGGUGCUGCUGCCCCCGAGCGCCGCGCCCGUCGUCUUCCCCAGCCUCCACGGGGACUCGCUCUACGGCAGCGCCUCCGACUACGGCGGAUUUUACUCCCGGGCGGUGGCUCCCGCCUCCGCGCUGCCGCCGGCCGUCACUGGAUCUCGGCUCGGCUACAACAACUACUACUACGGGCAGCUGCAUGUGCCGGCGUCCCCCGUGGGCCCUUCGUGUUGCGGGGCCGUGCCGCCCCUGGGCGCCCAGCAGUGUUCCUGCGUUCCCCCCGCAGGUUACGAGGGCAGUGGGUCAGUCCUGAUGUCCCCUGUUCCCCAUCAGAUGUUGCCCUACAUGAACGUGGGCACUUUGUCCCGGACGGAGCUGCAGUUACUGAACCAGCUGCACUGCAGGCGAAAAAGACGGCACCGGACUAUUUUCACUGACGAGCAGCUGGAAGCGCUGGAAAACCUCUUCCAGGAAACGAAAUACCCAGACGUGGGCACCAGGGAACAGCUGGCCAGAAGGGUGCACUUAAGAGAGGAAAAAGUGGAGGUUUGGUUCAAAAACCGCCGGGCGAAGUGGAGGAGGCAAAAGCGAUCGUCUUCGGAGGAAUCAGAAAACGCACAAAAGUGGAAUAAAGCGUCUAAAACGUCGCCGGAGAAGAGACAAGAGGACGGGAAAAGUGACUUGGACUCUGACAGCUGAUACUUCUAAGUGGGGGGGACAUUUUCCGUGGACUGUCGAAUACGCUCCAGAGGAUGCUACUAAUCUUGCACAAGAUCUGCCUUGUUGGAGGGGGAAAAUAUCUGUAUAUAAUGUACAAUGCCCCGAGCUGAUUCCGUGUAAAUAAAAUGUGUUGCGGAGGUGUUGCACAGGUA